Molecule: messenger RNA, 1734 nt
Organism: Beauveria bassiana ARSEF 2860
Lineage: Eukaryota; Fungi; Ascomycota; Sordariomycetes; Hypocreales; Cordycipitaceae
Product: carboxylesterase-like protein
Exons: 1
Coding region: 1-1734 (577 amino acids)
Source: RefSeq, a predicted model, not a curated record
AUGAAGUCGAUUUCUUUGGCUUCGGCUAUACUCUUUCUUCCGGCGUUUGCAGUCGCUGCUGCCAACUCCUCAGCUCUCCCUCUUGCCGGGGAAGAAGUGACUGUGGAGACACCGUCUGGUACAAUCAUCGGCGCCGUCACUGGCGUUGAAAGCUUCAAUGGCAUACCAUUCGCAAAGCCUCCGGAGAAAGAAUUACGCCUGAGGCCUCCCGUCAGGCUCACCGGCAACUUUGGCGUGUUCAAUGCCACUGGCAAGGCAGUUGGCUGCCCGCAGAUGCCGCCCAAUUCUGGAGCAGUGCUUCUCCCACCACUUGCUGGUAAAAACAUCACGCCUCCCAUCUGGGACGAAGACGGGCCGCCCAAGGGCAAGGAAGACUGCCUCACUGUCACUGUUCAGCGCCCAAAGGGUACCCGGGCCGACGCAAACCUGCCAGUCCUCUUCUACAUCUUUGGCGGGGCCUUUAUGUUUGGCGCAACAAACGCCAAUGAUGCCGAAAAGUUCAUCACGUUUGCCGAGCAGCAGAAUCAGGGUUUCAUCUUUGUAGGCGUCAACUACCGCCUCGGAGGCUUUGGGUUCCUAGGAGGAUCCGAGAUUUUGAAAGAGAAGAGUACAAAUCUGGGUCUCCGCGACCAGCGCAUGGGUCUCGAGUGGGUGGCUGACAACAUUGCCUACUUUGGCGGAAAUCCCAGAAACGUCACCCUCUGGGGCCAGUCGGCUGGCUCCAUCUCCGUGUUUGAUCAAAUGGCAUUAUACAACGGUAAUGCCGCAUAUAAUGACCACCCGCUCUUCCAUGGCGCAAUUCUAAACUCGGGCUCCGUACUUCCUACAGAGUAUGUUGACUCGCAGAAAGCUCAGGCUAUUUUUGACAAAGUUGUCGAUGCAGCAAACUGUACUUGGUCCAAAGUUUCACAGCUAGAGUGCCUUCGUUCUCUUGAAUAUGAGGACUUUUACCGUGCGGCAAAUUCGGUCCCCCGCGUUCUAGACAGAUCUUCUCUGGCCCUGUCCUACCUCCCCCGGCCCGACUACGAGCUUUUGCUAAAGAGCCCAGACGCCCUUGCUGAGGCGGGUACCUACUACGCCGUGCCGACCAUCAUCACCAGCCAGGAAGACGAAGGAACCUUUUUCUCCUUUGCGCAGAUUGACCUCAACAACACAGAGGCUCUCGUCAACUACCUCUCCGACACAUUCUUUGACAGAGCAACGAGGUCCCAAGUGGCUGACCUUGUCGACACGUAUCCCAUUGACCCUGCCGAGGGUAGUCCGUUCCGCACCCUACAGCUCAACGAGUGGUACCGGGAUCAUUACCGCAACGGAAACGGGUUCAAGCGCGUCGCGGCCCUCUUGGGCGACUUUGUUUUCACACUUGUUCGUCGCCUCACCCUGCAGGGCAUGGCAACGUCGCAUCCAGAGGUCUCGCUGUGGUCCUCACUCAACUCGGUUGCCUAUGGAGCUCUGCCCUAUUGGGGCACGCCGCAUGGCACCGAUGUGGGCAUGAUUUUCAACGGCACCGGUGUUCCCGUUGCCGUCAAAUCGACAAGAACUUACUACCUCAACUUUAUCCACAACCUGAAUCCUAAUAUAGGCGUAAAGGGCUAUCUAGAGUGGCCAAAGUGGACUCCUGACGGAAGGCAGCUGUUGUGGACCACAAAGUUUGGCAACAUGUUGAAAGACGAUACCUUUAGGGAGAAAAGCUACGAAUAUCUGAAGAAUAAUACCAAAGCGUUUUAUUUCUAG